AUGCCGCACUCACUUCCUUCAUCGCCAAAGUCCUCUCUCCGCGACGGCGGGAAUGGCAUCACAAAGUUCACAAACUGCCGUGUCCUCAAGGGGGACCGGCUAGUCACGGAGGACUUGUGGGUCAGCGGCCUCCACGGCACAAUCAUCAAGAGCCAAGCCGCGUUCUAUGAUGAUUUCGUCAUGCCAGACGAGGUGAUAGAUCUCGGUGGCCGGAUUGUGGCGCCGGGCUUCAUUGACUGUCAGCUCAACGGAGCCUUUGGCUUCAACUUUUCGACCUUGCUGGACCCUGCCGAGUACGCCAAGAAGGUCAGGGAAGUCAACCGCAAGCUGGUCCAGACCGGCGUCACCUCGUAUCUGCCAACCAUUACCAGCCAGCUCCCCGAGAUCUAUCACACGGCGCUUCCCCAUCUCGGUCCAUCUGGUGACCUCCAGAUGGCCGAGGACGGUGCAGAGUCCCUCGGAGCCCAUUGUGAAGGACCAUUUCUCAGUAAGACAAAGAAUGGCAUUCACAAUGCCGAAGUUCUUAUCGAGGCUACAUCCUUUGCGGAUCUGGAGGCCUGCUAUGGCGCAUCAAAUCUCACCUCGCCUGACCCGAGCAGACCGCCAGCUGUCAGGAAGAUCACUGCAGCUCCAGAGAUCGCCAGCAUGACUGACCUGAUCCCCGAGAUCACCCAGCGCGGCAUCGUCUUCUCCAUCGGGCACACAGAGGCGACAUACGAAGACGCCUCUGCCGCCGUCGGCGUGGGCGCCACCAUGAUCACACAUCUUUUCAACGCCAUGCGGCCCUUGCACCACCGCAACCCAGGCGUUUUUGGCGUUCUGGGCAUUGCCGAGAGCCUGCCCAGGCCCUACUUUGGCAUCAUUGCCGAUGGCGAGCACCUGCACCCCACGACCAUCAAGAUCGCCUUCAACGCACACCCGGAGGGCUUCAUCCUCGUGACAGACGCCAUGCACAUGGUUGGUCUGCCCGAUGGUGCCUACCAGUGGACCAACGGCGACUGUACGAACCGGAUUGUCAAAAAGGGCCCGAAACUCAUCCUCGAAGGCUCAGAUCGAAUCGCGGGAAGUUCAAUCACGCUGGUCGAAUGCGUAAACAACUUCCUUGCCUGGUCCGGUGCCAGCAUCCCCCAGGCUCUCAACGCCGUGACGUCCACGCCGGCCAGGAUGCUCGGGCUGCAGGGCAAAAAGGGAUGCCUGGACGAGGGCGCAGAUGCGGAUCUGGUCAUCUUGUCAGAGACCACAAGCAGCAGCAAUGCCGCCGACAGCACGGCGGCGGUCGGCCGGAGCGCCCGGCAGCAGCAGCAGCUUGUCGUCGACGAGGUGUGGAAAUUCGGCGCCAAGGUGUUUUCGCGCAAGGAUGUUGCCGCUUAA
This is a messenger RNA of Microdochium trichocladiopsis, 1371 nucleotides long. Its product is annotated as family 9 carbohydrate esterase. Gene Ontology annotation, molecular function: N-acetylglucosamine-6-phosphate deacetylase activity. The transcript is spliced from 2 exons. NCBI's taxonomy places the organism in Eukaryota, Fungi, Ascomycota, Sordariomycetes, Xylariales, Microdochiaceae. The record is from RefSeq and is a predicted model, not a curated record. Bases 1 to 1371 code for a protein of 456 amino acids. Gene Ontology annotation, biological process: N-acetylglucosamine catabolic process.